Erinaceus europaeus (western European hedgehog) is the source of this 3822-nucleotide messenger RNA. It is a transcript of the gene SLC2A3, whose product is annotated as solute carrier family 2 member 3. Lineage: Eukaryota; Metazoa; Chordata; Mammalia; Eulipotyphla; Erinaceidae. The transcript has 10 exons. Gene Ontology annotation, biological process: D-glucose transmembrane transport. The record is from RefSeq and is a predicted model, not a curated record. Gene Ontology annotation, cellular component: membrane. Bases 216 to 1694 code for a protein of 492 amino acids.
CACUAGGCUCCACCCUUUGUGGAGAUUAUAAAUUGAUGAGUAGCUGCUCUCUUGAGCAGAGAGGAAAGGUGGUAUAUUUCGGUCCUCACUGAGAACCUGGAGAAAACUUGCUGCGGAGAACAUUUUGAAGAUUUUAGCCACAAGAAGAGGUGCCGCACUCUGGAAUCCAUCACUGAGAUCUUUCUUGGGAGAUCAAGCAGAAUUAAAUUAGGGCAAUGGGGUCAGUAAAGAUGACUGCCCACCUGGUCUUCUCAAUCAGCAUUGCUGCUAUUGGCUCGUUCCAGUUUGGCUACAACACUGGAGUCAUCAAUGCUCCCGAAAUGAUCAUAAGGAACUUUCUGAAUUACACUUUGGAAGAGAGACUAGAAGAACCUCCCAGGGAGCUGUUACUUACAACCCUCUGGUCUGUGGCUGUGGCCAUUUUCUCAGUUGGUGGUAUGAUUGGCUCCUUUUCCGUUGGACUCUUUGUCAACCGCUUUGGCAGGCGCAAUUCGAUGCUUAUUGUCAACAUAUUGGCAAUUGCUGGUGGUUGCCUUCUGGGUUUCUGCAAGUUAGCAGAGUCUGUUGAAAUGCUGAUCCUGGGUCGCUUGAUUAUUGGCCUUUUCUGUGGACUGUGCACAGGUUUUGUGCCGAUGUAUAUUGGAGAGGUGUCGCCUACUCACCUACGGGGGGCCUUUGGCACUCUUCACCAGCUGGCCAUCGUCAUUGGGAUUCUGGUGGCCCAGAUCUUUGGUCUGAAAUACAUCAUGGGGACUGAAGAACUCUGGCCCUUGUUGUUGGCCUUCACCAUCAUUCCAGCUGUGAUACAGUGCGCAGCCCUUCCGUUUUGUCCUGAAAGUCCUCGAUUCUUGCUCAUUAACAGAAAGGAGGAGGAGAAUGCUAAGCAGAUCCUCUACCGAUUGUGGGGCACCCAGGAUGUAUCCCAAGAAAUCCAGGAAAUGAAAGACGAGAGUGCUCGGAUGGCACAGGAAAAGCAAGCCACUGUCCUGGAGCUGUUCAGAUCCCGCAGCUAUCGGCAGCCUAUCAUAAUCUCCAUCAUGCUUCAGCUCUCCCAGCAGCUCUCUGGAAUCAAUGCUGUAUUCUAUUACUCAACAGGAAUCUUUAAAGAUGCAGGUGUAAAGGAACCAAUCUAUGCGACCAUUGGUGCUGGUGUGGUUAAUACUGUUUUCACUAUAGUUUCUCUGUUUCUGGUGGAAAGGGCUGGAAGGAGGACUCUGCAUAUGGCAGGCCUUGGAGGGAUGGCUAUUUGCUCUGUCCUCAUGACUGUUUCCUUGUUGUUGAAGAAUCAACAUAAUUGGAUGAGCUAUGUGUGCAUUGCAGCUAUCUUGAUCUUUGUGGCCUUCUUUGAAAUUGGUCCAGGCCCCAUUCCCUGGUUCAUCGUGGCCGAACUCUUUAGCCAGGGACCCCGCCCUGCUGCCAUGGCCUUGUCUGGCUGUUCUAACUGGACCUCUAAUUUUUUGGUUGGACUGCUCUUCCCCUCAGCUGCAUACUACUUAGGAGCCUACGUUUUUAUUAUCUUCACCGCCUUCCUUGUUAUCUUCUUGAUCUUCACCUUCUUCAAAGUUCCUGAGACCCGUGGCAGGACUUUUGAGGAAAUAACACGAGGCUUUGAAGGGCAGGUGCAGGAUGCUGAGAAAGGCCCCAUGGAGAUGAACAGCGUCCAGCCUGUGAAAGAGAGCACCACCAACGUCUAAGCCAUUCCUCCCCACCUCCCUCCCAAUAUGAGAAAGCCACCUCUCCACAGGAAGGGAGAGCCAUCAUCAGGUUGUAACCCAGGACUGUUUAUGAAUGCUGCUACUUGAUUCCUUUGUCAUCCCACACACUCCAUGAGCACUUCAGAUGUUUAUGGUGUUCAAUACUGGGGUUAGUUGUAUCUCCAAUGGCUUUUUAAACAAUUUAUUUCUUGGACAUUCUCUUCUAAGGAGAGACCAAAUGAACCUACCUUCAUUCAGGAGAAACUGGUUGCUUGGCAAAUGGCGACUUUGCAAGCUCUUCCUGUCUUUGAUUUUGCUGUUGCUCUCAAUAGGGGAGUGAGGGUGCAUGCAGUUCCCUGACCUCAGAAAGCAUAUACUGUAUGGAAGGCAGCAAGGGAUGGUGGUAAGAGCUCCUUCCUGACUUCCAUACAGCUCUGCAGAGCAAAUUAACUUGUAUUUAUUUUCUGGUUUUAUUGCAUAAAUAUUUAUUUUUUUAAAUAUAAAGUAAUUUUACCAAAUAAUGAAAUCAUAAGGAAAUUGAGGUUGGAGGGAGGUGUUUAAAGAAGUUAGAGGGUAGAAGACUGAGAUCAGAGAGGUGAUGGUACAGAAUUUAGAGGGAAUAUGACCUUACUGGAAAAGGCUUCACAGUGUGCUGUGCGAGGUCAGCAUGCUGCUGACCUCUUCACAAUCUCUGUCCUUCAGAUGGAAAGUCUUGUUUCAUUUCUCAGAGAAGUCAUGUGCCUGUGUAAAGAAGCUACUGAUUUCCUUUGGAACUUUUCUCUUUAAGACUAUAUUUAGUUUAUACUUGAAAUCUAGAAUUAUUACUAAACUGGGUAUCUAUAGUUAGUGGUGGUGGAUGGGUUCUCACAUUGAAUGGUGUCCAGUGAAGGGAAGGUUGUAUCUCUAGAAAUUCCUUCUCUCCCCCCUCACUGUACCAGACAAUUUCUUUACCCUUGUAAGUGGGCUCACUUUUUAAAAAAUAUUAUUAUUUUAAAGGCCUGCCACCCAUCUAGUGAUUCUUGGUAAAGGCUCAGAAUUUCUCCAUUUUGUUCUUUAGGGGGUUUUAUAUUUUGUUUUAACCUGUAGCAUUACAAGAAUUCAGAGGAGCGUGUUCCUAGCUAUCCUGAACUUGUAACCUCAGCUCUGGGAGGAGAUUUUUUCCUGAACAUUUAUGAUUCAGUUUUACAUAUGUUGACUGCAUGCCUGUUGGUGUCUGUUACUAUGUCUAGUCACCCUAGUUACCAUGUAACCGUAGUACUGUGUCAAGUGCCCUUAGAGGAUCUGAAUCUUUCCUACAGACCACAUGUGAGACUGAGUAAAUGUGCAGAGUAGUCCACACUUAAGGGUGAACGGUUGAGCACUGUCACUUUGCUCUGGGUGACUUGCUUCUUUUGUGCCCCCACAGCCCCCUUUUGGAUAGUGUGUUCAAACUUAUUCCUGUGUGCGUAAAUAACACUGCCUCUAAUGGGUGGAGUUUGCGUGGAUGGCUUUCUUCAAAACUUAAGGGUCCAGUUUCUUCUUUUGUUGGCACACUCGGGAGAUGGAAGUAGGAGAGAGUAAAAGAUCAAGACAUGAACCUUUCUGGGGGUGUCAGCCGAGGGAGACAUUCUCUUUAAGGGAGAUAAGAGAUAACUAGAGAAUUCCAAGACUGAAGCCAUUCAGAGAGGUAGGUGGGAUGGAGAGAUUCGUGCUCACCACAGUCCCCAGGAACCAGGAUUUCCUUCCCUGGACUUGGGACCCUGAAGAUACGUAACCCUCAUCUUGCUUUCUCUUUCGUUGCUCAAUCUCCCUUUCCCCACUUGGUGCUUACACGUCUCAGACCCUUAAGCUAAGCCCUUGAGUGUGACAGUGCUCGAGUCCUCACUUGUUCCCAUUCUCAUUCCCAUUCUCUGGUCCAUUGACAAGCCUCAUAGCUUGGCACAGGGCCUUGUCUGGAACAUGUGACUUUACUCCAACUGCACCUCUAUCUCUGGCUCCUCAAAAUCGGAGAAUGGCAAUGAUGCAGUGUGGAAGCUUUUCAUUUGUAAUCCUUUCUCAGUGACCAGAUUGUGAAUAUUUCCAAAUGGAUUUUCUAUUAAUGUUACUGUGGUUCUUGGUUUUGAAAUAAAACUUCUGAAUGUAUAUAUGA